AUGGGUUCUUGUUCGAACAAGUUGUUUAACAGAGAGAGGACAAUACAUGAGAUUCUAGGAAGUGGCAUUGUUGCAGAUGUGAUGCUGUGGAGGAAGAAGGAUUUGAGUGUUGGUAUUGUUACAGUGACAAUAGCUUCAUGGAUUGUGUUUGAGUCAUUUGCUUAUACCAUCUUCACUCUUGUUUCAAGUGUUCUUCUUCUCUUGCUUUCAAUUCUCUUCCUCUGGUCCAAAUCUGCAUCCAUUCUCAACAGACCAUCACCGCCAUUACCGAAGUUUCAAAUAAGCGAAGCAAUGGCGGAAGAAGUUUCGGAGUUAUUACGCAUCCAUGUGAAUAAACUGCUGCAAGUAUCGCAUGACAUUGCAAUGGGAAGAGACUCAGAGUUGUUUACCAAAGUAGCAGUCGUUCUGUUUCUCAUUUCAUUCAUCGGAAGCCUCGCAGAUUUUCAGACACUUUGCCACACCGGGGUUUUGGUGGUUAUGAUGGUUCCAGCUUUUUACGAGAGAUACGAGGAUUACAUAGAUGGAUCUAUAGUGUUUAUCUGCAACAAAACUAAAGAGCUUUGCCUUAGAUUCGAGAUAUGGGCUUAUCCGGAAAAUAAGAAACUGAGCUGA
Molecule: messenger RNA, 612 nt
Organism: Arabis nemorensis
Lineage: Eukaryota; Viridiplantae; Streptophyta; Magnoliopsida; Brassicales; Brassicaceae
Source: the annotation of a GenBank genome assembly